Molecule: messenger RNA, 3000 nt
Organism: Pseudozyma hubeiensis SY62
Lineage: Eukaryota; Fungi; Basidiomycota; Ustilaginomycetes; Ustilaginales; Ustilaginaceae
Exons: 1
Coding region: 1-3000 (999 amino acids)
Biological process (GO): vacuole fusion, non-autophagic; intracellular protein transport; endosomal transport
Cellular component (GO): lysosomal membrane; cytoplasm; HOPS complex
Molecular function (GO): actin binding
Source: RefSeq, a predicted model, not a curated record
AUGGUGCAACCAAAUCAUCCGACCACCGAGUGGACAAGUCUACAGGACAUCUUCUAUCGACGUACGGAGCUCUAUGCACUCAAUUGGGGCAUCGAAAAUCUCGCCGACUAUGUCGUCGCAGCAUCCAGCAACGGUGGACUUGUCGCGCUCAUCCGCGAUCCAACACGGCUGGUCUCGUUAGGCAAAGCCUCGCUCCUCAAACCCAAGAUUCUCGUCUACACAGCAGCCGGACAGCUCAUUGAGAGCAUACCCUGGGAUCACUCCCUUCGCAUCAUCGCGCUUGGCUUCAACGCGUUGGAGCAGCUCGUCGUGGUGCUCGAAGAAGGCAAUGUUCGUCUCUACACCCUUCUCUCACCGUGCCCCGCUACGGUCGACUCAGCUCCCAGCACAUCCACUUCACGCAAUGGACCCGUACCUGUCGAAGCCACCUCUAGCUCCUUCUACACGCAGCAUUCGUUGGGCACAGAGGCUACAGAGACGGGCGUUGUCGAUGCUCGAAUAUGGGCGGGUGGUCUUGUUGCAUACGUCGGCGCACGGCGCUUUGUGGAAUGGCGCUUCCCAGGGCUCGAUGCGGAUGCAGAAUCAAACGAGUAUGCUGGCGCCGUCAGCCUCAGCGGAGGAGGCGAUUACGGCUAUGCCCUCCCGUCUCUGGAAGAUGACACCGUUCGAUCCUCGCCUCCAGAACUCCUCCCUCCUCAUGACACCUCGUCCUCUCAUUUGACAGAUUCAUCGCCCUCAUCAUGGGCCCUUGUCCCGCCAAACGUGUCUCAAUCCGGACGCACAACCGUGCUCAUCGCACAAGGACCCACACUUCUCUCGCUCACGCGCUCGACUGCAGGGCCUUCUUCCAUCGAUACGGCCUGUCAGGACAUGCGCCUCUCUCGCGGCCCUUUUCACGUCAUCCGUCCUUCUCCAAAUGGCAAACUACUUGCCCUCAUGACCGCAGAUCUCGUCCUCUGGGUGGUCAGCUCCGAUUUCUCUCGCAGCCUCAGCGAGUUUGACAUCCGAGCGAGCCAAGCUUAUCAGGAUGCGACCGCGAUCGACGACCCUUUUCGCUCCGUUAAUCAUGACCACACAUCUUCCGACCCAAGCACCAUCAGUAAAGGCGGUAUCGGCGGCAGUGGCGUACGUGAAGUACAGUGGUGCGGCAACAACACCAUCGCUCUCGCUUUCAACGACGAAGUCGUCAUGGUAGGGCCGUUUGGAGACUCGAUUCGGUAUCCUUACUCUGGACCGACGCACCUUGUCAGCGAAGUCGACGGCGUUCGCAUCAUCGCUUCCGAUCGACACGAGUUCCUCCAAAAAGUCUCGGACGUCUCCAAUCGCGUCUUUCGUCCAGGCUCCAACGAUCCCGCUGCAUUGCUCUUCGAAGCAGCCGAGCAGUUCAGCGCAAAGAGCAGUCGAGCCGACGAAGGUAUACGCGCUAUCCGCAGCAGCCUUCCCGAUGCCGUCGAUUGCUGCCUACGCGCUGCCGCCUACGAGUGGGACUUAACGUGGCAGAAACGUUUGCUCAAGGCCGCUUCCUUCGGAAAGAGCUUUAUCGAGCUGUACGACCCCACUGCCUUUGUCGAGAUGGCCAGGACGCUGCGGGUACUCAAUGCCGCUCGCAAUUAUCAGAUCGGCAUCCCCAUCUCGUAUGAGCAGUACGUUGCUGCAGGUCCAACCGCACUACUGUCGCGCUUGACGGCACAGAAUCAUCACUUUUUAUCGCUCAAAAUCGCCCGCUACCUGCACAUCCGGCCCGACCCCAUCCUCAAACAUUGGGCGAGGGCAAAGAUUGCGCGCACCGGUCCUGCACUUGGAGGCUCGACAUCCGCCAUUUCCGCGGCCGAGGAGCGUCUGUGUGCAGACAUUGUCCACAAAUUCCGCAUCGCGACGUCGCUCAAUGAGCGGGUGGGCGAGCUCGGCGGUUCCGACGAUGACAAUAUUGCAGCCGGUGCAUUUGGCGGUGGUACGGAGGAUGCCGCUUCGACCAAGCGUGAUGGCUCGAUAUCUGGAGAUAGAGGCGCGUCGGUCAGCUUCGCCGAAGUUGCGUGGACAGCGUGGAAGGCAGGGCGCGGCAACUUGGCGACUCGCUUGCUCGACCACGAGGCUCGCGCGAUCGACCAGGUUCCUCUGUUGCUCAACAUGCGCGAAGACAAGCUUGCGUUGGUCAAAGCCAUCGAAUCUGGAGACACUGAUCUCAUCUAUCACGUCCUGCUGCGACUCAAGAACCAACUCUCGAGAGGCGACUUUUUCCGGAUUGUUCAAGCGCCCGUGUCAGAUGCGAUGGUGCCGGCUGCGGGCAACGACCGCACACGUAGCGCUUCCAAAGUGGCUUCGACACGACAGUACCUGUCGCUAGCAUCCAACCUGCUCGAAGCCUAUGCAAAGGAGGUGGAUCGAGACCUACUCAAGGACUUCUACUAUCAGGAUGAUCGCAGGACCGACUCUGCCAUCUUGGCGCUGCAAGAAGCCAACGCAAUACAGGGCGUCACAGAGAGCGAAAUGCCGGACAAGAUCUUCAAACUCAAGACGGCCAUGAAGUUCUUCAGCGAGGACAAGGAACGAGUCUUGGAGGCCAAACUCGUCGACGAACAGAUCCGACUCCUAGCCUUCCAGCAAGCGCUCGAAAAGGAAGAUGGACAUCGGAGUCAAUUCACCCACCUAUCGCUCAACGAGACCAUCCGGCAACUCCUGUUCCGCAGCAUGAACAAAAAGGCGGAAAAGUUGCGGUCCGACUUCAAGGUACCGGACAAGAGGUUUUGGAACAUCAAACUCGACACGCUGGCGCAGAGCAAAGAUUGGGAUGGAUUGUGGGCUUUCGCCAACUCAAAACGGUCGCCGAUCGGGUACACCCCCUUCAUCGUCAAGCUGGUGGAGCAAAAUCACGUGCAGGAGUCGAUGAGGUUCGUCCCCAAGAUCCAAGACAAGACGGAUCGGAAUGCGUUCAACGCGUACUUGGCGAGGUUGCCGAGCCAGGCGAUUGCCAAUCAGCUGAUGGACCGGUUCAACGAGUAG